CCAAAGCGUCGGAGACUGGGUACAGUCGUCCAGGCGUGAUGGGGGCGCGGGGAACCAGCGACCCCUCUGGGAGGGGAAGGGAUUACGGGCAGAAUCUCAUCUCUCAAAGGUGCAAAAAUCCAAUCAAGAAAGGGUUUUCGGGUAUACUACGGAGGAUUAAAACUUUCAAGACAAAUGCAGUCUUUGCCUAACAGCAAUGGUGCCGCCGCCGGACGGGACUUUAAGAUGAAGUUAUGGGAUGUCGUGGCUGUCUGCCUGGUGCUGCUCCACACCGCGUCCGCCUUCCCGCUGCCCGCCGGUAAGAGGCCUCCCGAGGCGCCCGCCGAAGACCGCUCCCUCGGCCGCCGCCGCGCGCCCUUCGCGCUGAGCAGUGACUCAAAUAUGCCAGAGGAUUAUCCUGAUCAGUUUGAUGAUGUCAUGGAUUUUAUUCAAGCCACCAUUAAAAGACUGAAAAGGUCACCAGAUAAACAAAUGGCAGUGCUUCCUAGAAGAGAGCGGAAUCGGCAGGCUGCAGCUGCCAACCCAGAGAAUUCCAAAGGAAAAGGUCGGAGAGGCCAGAGGGGCAAAAACCGGGGUUGUGUCUUAACUGCAAUACAUUUAAAUGUCACUGACUUGGGUUUGGGCUACGAAACCAAGGAGGAACUGAUUUUUAGGUACUGCAGCGGCUCUUGCGAUGCAGCUGAGACAACAUAUGACAAAAUAUUAAAAAACUUAUCCAGAAAUAGAAGGCUGGUGAGUGACAAAGUAGGGCAGGCAUGUUGCAGACCCACCGCCUUUGAUGAUGACCUGUCGUUUUUAGAUGAUAACCUGGUUUACCAUAUUCUAAGAAAGCAUUCCGCUAAAAGGUGUGGAUGUAUCUGACUCCGGCUCCAGAGACUGCUGUGUAUUGCAUUCCUGCUACAGUGCAAAGAAAGGGACCAAGGUUCCCAGGAAAUGUUUGCCCAGAAUGGAAGAUGAGGACCAAGGAAGCGGAGGAGGAGGAGGAAGAAGAAGAGGAGGAGGAGGAAGGCAGCCAUCUUGGGAGCCUGGUAGAGGGAGAUCGAGCUACAGACAACUGGACAGGAGAGAGAGAAAACAGCCCUCUGGAUUCUCCAGGAUGGCAGCCGAUGUCACUAGAAGCUCAGAGCUGAUGUUCCUGGUUGGCUGUUGCCACCGUUUCAGCUGAUACGGUCCACUGUCACUGAUCACCGGCGCGGCUGCGGAUGCACUUGAACCAAACCAGUGUAUCUCCUGUGAUUUGUUUUCAUGUGUCUGAAGACACCAGGGAAACAGGGAUCCUGGUGUUGUUCCUUGUCAUUACGUUUUACUGCUGAAAGUAAGAGGUUUAUUUUUCUGUCACUCAGUGGAGACAUACCCUGGAAAGGAGAGGGAAAAAAAAAAAAAGCAAAGAUACAAGAGAUAAUCACCUUUGCAUUUGAAAGUCGAGGCCCGAGGUUUACUACAACCAGCAUUUUUGCCAACAGUUGGUGAUGGAUUUCCAUCAUCGUGUGUGGGGUGGGAAGAAGUUGGCUAGGAACCAAAAAGGCUAUGCUCAUGAUUAAACACAAACCUGAAGGUAUUUCCUUUAUGUCCUUGGAAACAGGAAACGAGUUAUGGUUUUCGCCAGCAUUCUUGUAGGAGAGAAUUGGGGAAGGCCCCCAACUGCCCCCGGGCAGGGAGAGCACCUCGGGCCUGUUGGUUUACAGAGAGACAGAUGUUACAUACCCAGCUCCAUUGAUGCGUGGUCACCAGUGACCAGAGAAGCUACUCGAUGCAAUGCAUCUGUUUCAGAUACAGAAAUAUAGAGAAGAUAUUUAUUGAGAUUUAAGUUAUUGUUAUUUAUUACCGUUCACUAAUGAGUUUCUCUUUUUUCCCUUAUUUAUUAAAGUUUCUUUUCAAAGGUGCCAAAGUAUAUGUGCUCGCAAAAUGUAAAGAAAGGUGACAAAAGGAAAUUCGAAUUGGGAACAAGGGUCCAUGCUUUUCAAAGUAUUAAAAAGUUUUUUGCUAGGCAAAAAUCACUUACUUUACCUGUUUAAGAAAAUAUCUCAUUAAUUUUCCCCAGAUUUCAGCAUUUUCCCCAAUUUUUAUUUGUGGAGCGUCUCAGGCAAGCCCCCUUUCCUGGAGCAGCGUGCAGAGACCACCGGCGCUUGAUUUUAUUUCUUCCUUGCUCCAUCGCUGAACAGAAAUGUUGUGGGCUCCACUUCCUGUUGUAUUUAAGCUCUUAGUCCCCUCCAUGUAUACCUAGCUAUACUAUGCAUAACCAUAUAUAGAAAAGGUUCAGUUCCUUUUAACAGGUAGUCCUGGAUUUAAUGUUGACCUAAAAGUAAUGUCAACAAUGCUGUCAGGUAGCUACCAUUUUACAGACUGCCUCCAUCCCUGCUCACCCACAGCCCUCCCGAGAAUAUGCCGGCUGCCCUGUGCAGCAUGGGAGACACAGGGGCCUUCCAGAGGUAGGGUCUACCAGGUCCUGUACAACUCCUGGGCUGUCACCGAGGGGUCAACAGCUGCUGCUGCUAUAUACCUAAACACCUGACAGUUCCCUGGGGAACAGAUGGCUGAGAAGGGUGCUGAGGAAGCCACGUCUGGGCCAGCCACAGCCACACACAGAGCCUCAUACUUAAGAGUGUGCUGCCUUUAAAUGAAGGCGAUCAGGGCCAGUGCAGCGGCUCACACCCAUAAUCCCAACACUUUGGAAAGCCAAGGUGGGAGGAUCUCUUGAACCCAGGAGUUUGAAACCAGCUUGGGCAACAUAGGGAGACCCUGUCUCUACGGAAACUUUAAAAAUUAGCCAGGCGUGAUGGUGCACGCCUGUGGUCCCAGCUACUCAGGGGGCUGAGGAAGGAGGAUCACUUGAGUCCAGUAGGUCGAGGCUGCAGUGAGUUGUGAUCAUGCCACUGCACUCCAGCCUAAGUGACAGUGCAGUACCCGGUCUCAAAAAAAAAAAAAAAAAAAAAAAAACAGAAAGAGGUUGGAAUGGGAGGAAGCAUCAGGUGGGAACAGCCACCCCCUCCAUGCCCUAGAUUGUGAAUUUGUCAGGCAGCCAACACACGUAUGACACACUAGGCCUUAUAUUAGAGCUUGUUGCACAUUUCAUAAAAGGGAUUUUCAUCAAGGAGAUAAUCUGUUACUACCUUAAUGGCUAUUAGUCAUAAAACUAUGACAGAUUUAGCAAUUAAAUGAAAUACUGGCCUCCAUCAAAUAAUCAUGUCAGUUUUACAAAGUAACAAGAAGCAGCAGUUACCAGAUAUCCCAUCCCCUUCCCUGAAAAUACCCAAAUUCUUCACGGUUCUGCCCUUCUCUGUCUUUUCUGCUCCCCUUGCCUGCCUGGGAAAUGGAGGAAAGGCCUUCUCUCUCACCUUCUCUUGGGAUCUUGCUGAGAAUUCAGACUGCUCAAAACAGUGACAAACUCCAGCCAUCCAGUCAUUCAUGGAGUGCAAUUUGGAUGUGGCCCCAGGGGCAUCUGUCCUAUUCAGAGAACCCUGGCAGGUGCGAUAGCCACUGUUCCCAGGCUUCAACCUCAGUGACUGCCCCACACCCACACCAGCUCCCCAUGGAGAGUCCCUGCCCAAAAAAAGCUGUAGUAUCCAAUGGGUGUUGACAGCUCGUUCCUGGCAUCACCUACACACCACAAGCAGGUUUUAAUGGAAGCAAAUUGCUCUACCAAAUCCACAAAAGGGUAAAGUUUGUGAUUUUUCUUUAUCAUUGCGAUCGCCAUCUGAUACAGUAAGGAGUGCACUUGUUUGAAAGUUCUGACUUCUCUGAUCUGUCUCGGUCGUUUGUGUUAUACAACCAAAGUUCUCUACAGACUUUAUUUUUGUACAAUAUCAUUUUGUAACUUUUUACAAAUAAAAACUCAUUUCUAU
Molecule: messenger RNA, 3842 nt
Organism: Mandrillus leucophaeus (drill)
Lineage: Eukaryota; Metazoa; Chordata; Mammalia; Primates; Cercopithecidae
Gene: GDNF
Product: glial cell derived neurotrophic factor
Exons: 3
Coding region: 175-861 (228 amino acids)
Biological process (GO): negative regulation of neuron apoptotic process; positive regulation of branching involved in ureteric bud morphogenesis; peripheral nervous system development
Molecular function (GO): glial cell-derived neurotrophic factor receptor binding; growth factor activity; receptor tyrosine kinase binding
Source: RefSeq, a predicted model, not a curated record